Messenger RNA from Salvelinus namaycush (lake trout), 3120 nucleotides. Its product is annotated as C-terminal-binding protein 2-like. The record is from RefSeq and is a predicted model, not a curated record. NCBI's taxonomy places the organism in Eukaryota, Metazoa, Chordata, Actinopteri, Salmoniformes, Salmonidae. Gene Ontology annotation, molecular function: transcription corepressor activity; NAD binding; oxidoreductase activity, acting on the CH-OH group of donors, NAD or NADP as acceptor. Bases 1 to 3120 code for a protein of 1039 amino acids. The transcript has 10 exons.
AUGCUCGUCACCAGCAAGCAGUUGAAUAUCGGUCGCUCCCACAGUUGGGACACCCUGGGGGGGAAUGAGGGGCAGUGGGCCGGGGGAGAAAGCGUUUACGACCACCAAGGCAGGAUUGCGGGCCGACGGAACUCGCUGUCUUACAGGGGAGACAGAGGAGGUUACUACGAGCCACCCCCUGGGGUGCGCCCUCCUGACCUGGAUCUGAAACGAGACCCCUACUCCUACCAGGACUCUCUGUACAGCCAGCAGGGCUACGCUGCUGAUCCCCGGGAAAUGAGAAAGGGCUCAGUCCCUGAGCUAAACCACUACGACCGUCCAACCAUGGCUCAUAGUCAUCAAGGAUCCGUCGUCUCACAGGAAUAUUAUCCCCAUGACCCUGCUAUGGCUCCCCGACCACCGGAGGAUCCCCGGGGCUUCUACCGGGUGGAGCAGCAGCCACAGCAGCCACAGCCUCACCCGCUUAACAGAUCCCCGUCCCACUAUGGGAUGAACCCAGUGGGACGGCUGCCAUGGGACCAGAGACAGGGAGGGAGGCCCGGACCUCCGGGUCCUUCAUCGGCUUCUCCUCUUCCUCCUCCCCCUCCUCCGCCAACUGCCCAUGGCAUGAACCAGGUUUACAGUCAGCCUGCAGCUGUAGCUGCCGCUGCCAAGAUGAUGCCAGAUGGCCAGCGCUCUCCUGCUCACUAUGGGAUGGAACAACCAUCUUCGCCUCGGUACGCAUCUGAGCCACCCCCUCUAGCUGGACAGCCGGUCUACACCGACAUCAACGGCCGUCCCCUGGACAAUCGGCAGCAGCAGCCCGCAGCCACCUGCCUGGUGGUGGACCCUAACACUCAGGGACUGGACGGGAGCAUGCAACAGCGAGGUAUGAUGAUGAGGCAGGAUUGCACCUCGCCCUACGGAGUACAACAACAGCCUCCACAGACCAACAUGCAGAUCUACAACCCCAACCCUCCUCUCGCCGCCCCUGCUCUUGCCCCUCUUCCUCCCCCACCAGCCCCUGUAGCCCUCCCCCCUCCACCUCCCACAGCCCCCCAGACGCCUGCAGACCCAAAGAGGAACGCCGACCCAGAGUUCCUGGCUCUGCUUCGCAAUGAGGGUCUCUCAGAGAGUACCAUCUCCUCACUCAUCCAGCAGGGCUUUGACACAACCGGUAUGCUGGCAGUCAUGGAAGAGAAUGACGUGCGCUCUGUGGCUCCCAAUUUAGGGCAGGCGCGGGUGCUUUCGCGGGUAGCCAUCAGUGUCAAGAGGCCCUUGGAGCAUACACCUACGACCCAGCAACAGGCCCCCAUGCGGGGCCGCUCCAACAGUUUCAGCCACCGCUCUGACAUGUACCUCCAACAGCAGCAGCAACAGCAGCACCAACAUCAUCAGCAGGCCAUGGCAAUGGGCAUGGAUCCACGGCUGAUGCCACCACAGACCCCUGGUGUCAUGCAGACCAUCUCCCCCGCAAUGGCCGAGGCCAUGGCCAGGAGGCCCAACAGCGCUCCCUCUCAGCACCUCCUAGAAACCACCCAGGGCUACCCAGGACCUCGUACCCCGGGGCCCUACAGUGGCGCCAUGGUCCCUGUCCAGUCCCGGCCCGUGUCUGCAUACUCCCAACACCCGGGGGCUGCAAUGCAAGCCAUGCAACAACAGCAGAUGCCAGUGUCCAUGCCUGCCCUGCCGCCACCUCAGCAGGCCCCGAAGGCAUACUCCACCAACUACACAGUGCCCAUGGAGUUGAUGAAGCGGGACCGCAGCCUGCAACCCAUGUCGCCCAUGCACAGCCCCCACCUCAGCCCUCAGAUGAUGCGCAAGGCUGGGGGCACCCCGUCUGAUGGCGCCAUGAUGCCCGUGGGUACCACCAUGCAGAGCCAGAGUGCUAUGGCCGCCAACCAGAAGCUUAGCCGCCGUACCGGCCCACCUGUCAUCGUCUCCACCAUGGCAUCACCAGAUACAAGUAUCCGGCCCCAGAUCAUGAAUGGGCCGAUGCACCCUCGCCCCCUAGUGGCCCUGUUAGAUGGGCGUGACUGUACAGUAGAGAUGCCCAUCCUCAAAGACCUGGCCACUGUUGCCUUCUGUGACGCCCAGUCCACACAGGAGAUCCAUGAGAAGGUGCUGAACGAGGCAGUAGGGGCCAUGAUGUACCACACCAUCACCUUGACCAGAGAAGACCUGGAGAAAUUCAAGGCUCUACGCAUCAUCAUCCGCAUCGGCAGCGGCUACGACAACAUCGACAUCAAGGCGGCCGGAGAGAUGGGCAUCGCGGUGUGUAACAUCCCGUCGGCGGCGGUGGAGGAGACAGCAGACUCCACUCUGUGCCACAUUCUCAACCUGUACCGGCGGAACACCUGGCUGUACCAGGCUCUCCGGGAGGGCACGCGGGUCCAGAGCGUGGAGCAGAUCAGAGAGGUGGCGUCCGGAGCCGCCAGGAUCCGAGGAGAAACGCUGGGCCUCAUCGGCUUCGGUCGUUCAGGGCAGGCGGUGGCGGUGCGGGCCAAGGUGUUUGGCUUCAACGUGAUCUUCUACGACCCGUACCUGCAGGACGGCCUUGAGCGUUCGCUGGGUGUUCAGCGUGUCUACACCCUGCAAGACCUGCUCUACCAGAGUGACUGUGUCUCCCUGCACUGCAACCUGAACGAACACAACCACCACCUCAUCAACGACUUCACCAUCAAACAGAUGCGUCAGGGUGCGUUCCUGGUGAACUCUGCGCGGGGAGGUCUGGUGGAUGAGAAGGCCUUGGCUCAGGCCCUGAAAGAGGGCAGGAUACGAGGGGCCGCACUGGACGUUCAUGAGUCAGAACCCUUCAGUUUUACCCAGGGUCCUCUGAAGGAUGCCCCUAACCUGAUCUGUACUCCUCACACGGCCUGGUACAGUGAACAGGCCUCACUAGAGAUGAGAGAGGCAGCCGCCACAGAGAUACGCAGAGCCGUCACUGGCCGUAUCCCCGACAGUUUACGAAACUGUGUCAACAAGGAGUUCUUUGUUACCACGGCACCCUGGACAGUGGAGCAGCAGCAGAUGCAGCAGCAGAUGCACCCUGAACUCAACGGUGCUGCGUACAGCCGAGUCAACCAAACCAUGGUACAGGCCAUAGCAACUGGGGGAAUGCAAGACAAAUUAUAUACCUAA